UCCAGGGCUCAGGUGGAACCUCCCGGGGGCUCAUCUUUGCGGGGGCAGGGGACACGACAGCGACCUCCUCUUUCAUCAGCUUGCAGCCCAGGCCCAGCCCACAGCGGUUUAGCACACACCCGCCAGGAGGGAGGAGAGGAAGGGCAGCAGCUACAGGAGAGGGCCUGCAGCGCUCCGGCUCUGCUCGCUCCCCGGGCAGGGAGUGGGCACAGGAAUCUGAGGCCGCAGGACCAGUUCCCAGCAGGGAUUCCCUCCUUGCUGGGGCAGUGGUGGCUCAACUCCCCACUUGAGCGGCGGCCGCCCCGUGUAACGUGACACUUGAAUCUCCAGGACGACCCACAACAAAAAAGCUGAAGCCAAGACAGCAGCUGACAGCCAGGAGCUGCGCUGCGCUGAGCGGAGGCACCCAGGGAGCAGCCUCGGGUCAGGAAAGAGGCGUCAGCAAAGGAAGGAAGAGGUGUGAGCGGGCGCGGGCGGAGGAGAGGGAGACCCGGAGGAGAGGCGCGCGGCGACGGCUGGGCCCCAGCACCCGCGGUCGCCCCCCACACCCAGCACCUGAGUUCACAGGAGGAACCGGGCAGGGAUCCGCACGGCAUGACGGCGGCCGACUUUGUGCAGGAGAUGCACUCCGUAUGGGAGAGGCUGCUACUCAAGCUGCAGAGGCUGCCCCAGGCCGAGCCCGUGGAGAUCGCGACCUUCUCGGUCCUUGUCAUUUUCGCAGCCACGGUCGUGCUGCUGCUGCUGGUGGCCAUCUGCUACUGCUGCGUUCAGUGCUGCUGCCCCGAUCGGAGAGGCAGGAAGGUCCAGGUGCGACCCAUGACCCCACUGCAAGGGACAAGGCGAUGACCAAGGAGGAACGGGACAGGAGAUCGCCAAAGCCAUGACGCGGGAUGUGGGCCUGGCCCUGCAGCCCCCCCUGCCCCCACAAAGCUCCUCGGCCCCAGCUCUGGCCUAGCCCUGGACUGUGACACCGAGGCCCGGAGCCUCACCGAGGAAACAAGGGCCGCUCCGGCCACAAGACUCUCACUUGCCCGGGAAGCCUGGGUGCUGAGGAGGAGCCACUGCUUCUAAGACAGAAAACUGCCGGGGAGUCUUUGUCUAACUGCGCUUUGAAACAAAACACAGAAGCAGGGUCCCCAUAUCUGGAGAAGAGCCCGCACCCUGGAGAGCCGGUCCUUGGGCUCCCAGGCCGAAGUGCAAGAGGAGCCGGCCAGUCAGAGGGACUCUGCACAGUGGCUACCAGGUCACAAGCUCCCCCGAGAGGGGCCACGUCAGUGCUCUAUGCCAGUAACUGGCCUGUUUCUUUCCCAGUAAAAGCUUUUGGGUUAUGUGUU
Molecule: messenger RNA, 1334 nt
Organism: Sus scrofa (pig)
Lineage: Eukaryota; Metazoa; Chordata; Mammalia; Artiodactyla; Suidae
Gene: SMIM5
Product: small integral membrane protein 5
Source: RefSeq, a predicted model, not a curated record